AUGGCGGGCCAAAGGAAGCCCACUGGAUUUUUGUCCAAAAUUGGCCAAAGUGAAGUGAUUCGGCAGUUGGGUGAGAUUGAAAAAGUAGUGACUUGGCUGCAGAUUAAAAACAAAUGGGAUCAUUUGAGAAAAAGGUGGAAGAUUUAUAACAAGUGUUUGGAGAAUGAGACUGGGUUGGGUUAUGAUCCUAUAACUGGGAUGUUUGACGCACCUGAUGAGUGGUGGAAUCGAAAGAUUGCGGCAUGUCCCGAUGCAAAAACCUUGAAAACGAAUGGUUUGCCUAAUCGUGACCUUCUGAACAUCAUGUUUGGAGGCACGGCUGCAAUGGGAAAAAAUGCAUUCUGCACGAGUGGUCCAAUACCAACGGAAACCACCGAAGGGUCUGGGGACUCCGGUAAUAGCAUAGAAUUUGUUGACCCCCAAUGUGAACCCGUUGUGAAUGUUGACGCAAUGGAGGUUGAAGGUCCAUCAUCGUCGAGGGUAGGACCAGCAAUGAAUAAGGGGAAAGGCCUAGCAACCAGUGUCCACAUCUUCAAGCCAAUUUCCAAGAAACCAAAAAAAAGGCGUUCAACCGCGCAAGAGAUGUCGGACUCUUUGAAGAGUAUCUCAAAUGUUAUUGUUGAAAGAUCUAGUCUAAGUGCCCGUACACCAUCUGCUCCCACAGCAACGGCUCAGGUUAAAGAAAUUCUGGACAUAGUGUUGAGUCUUCCUGGGGUGUACUCGGGUCAUUACCUUCAUUUGUUCAGCACUAUCUACUUCAUGGAAAAAGAGUCGGGUAGACACAUGUUUGCAGCACUUUCCGAUAACAAGGAUAUCUAG
Quercus robur (English oak) is the source of this 819-nucleotide messenger RNA. RefSeq names its product L10-interacting MYB domain-containing protein-like. The transcript has 2 exons. NCBI's taxonomy places the organism in Eukaryota, Viridiplantae, Streptophyta, Magnoliopsida, Fagales, Fagaceae. Bases 1 to 819 code for a protein of 272 amino acids. The record is from RefSeq and is a predicted model, not a curated record.